CUUUUUGACUUGACCAUCGUUUGGCGUCCCUUCAGUUCUGCGGGUUUGAUACCUGUGCCAUUCGUUUCUCGUUCUUUUCACUGUCGCUCCUUUGGAAGUCAAUUUCCAGUCUCUCUUUCAACGCUCGCUCGUUUCCGUUCUCCGGCAAUAUGAAGUCUGUUCUGCUCGGCCUCGCUGCAUCGCUCGCUGCUCCAGUCAGAAGUACUUUUGUUGUCCAAUGCUAUAGCCGCCUCUUCGAUCAGAGAGCCGAUCCGGUCAUCAGCCCUGGGGUGGCUUCAGGGCACGUCCACACCAUUUCUGGGGGAAAUGGCUUCAACUUUUCCAUGACUUAUGAGGAUGCCCGAGCAUCGCAAUGUUCUACGUGCAACAUCAAGCAGGAUUUGAGCAACUACUGGUCUCCGAAAAUGUACUUCCACGCGCAAAAUGGGAGCUUCCUCGAUGUUCCCAUCAUUGGUGACAAUGACGGGGGAAACAUGGGAGGCAUGGCCAUCUACUACCUGACUCGCGGUGGGCCUAACAACGAUAAACUGAAGGCCUUCCCACCGGGCUUCCGCAUGGUCGCCGGCGACUCCAGCAAACGCAGCGAAACCGACGACUUUGCCGGUCGUGCAGUCACGCACAAGUGCGUCGGAGGCAGUGGCGAGGAUACUAAGCAUCUACCUAAUGAGAAGUGCGAUCAGAUCCGUGUUCAGGUCACUUUCCCCGCCUGCUGGGACGGCAAGAACCUCGACUCUGAAGACCACAGAUCUCACGUAUCGUAUCCGGCUGAGGGGAACUUCGACGGAGGUGCAUGCCCCUCAAGCCAUCCUGUGCAUCUGGUCACUCUGUUCUACGAGGUCUACUAUGACACGCAGGGAUUCAAGGAUAUGUGGUACGGCGACAAGCAGCCGUUCGUGUUCGCGAACGGAGAUGCCACGGGCUACGGCUACCACGGCGACUUCGUAAAUGGCUGGGACAUUGACAAGCUCCAAGAAGGCCUCGACACAUGCGUCGACGGCGUCGAAAACUGCGCCGAGCAAGUCUUCGGCGAAUUCAACUCCCAGACCGAAACCCAGGCCUGCAAGCUCCCCGCCAUGAUCGACGAGCAAGUCACGGGUGCUCUCGAGGCCCUCCCGGGCUGCAACCCCGUCACCGAGGGCCCCGAGCCCGCAAGCCCGGCCCAGAACUGCGCAGCGCCGAAGCUCAUGGCGGUUGCGACGCCCGAGAUGGCGGGCUAUGUCGACGUCACGAGCAAAGGGUACAAAUACAUCGGCUGCGGCAAGGACAAUGCGGGUGAUCGCACGCUCGGCGAAGAGCUGCUCACCGGCGACGACAUGACGGUACCGAAAUGCAUCGACUUCUGCAAGGGCAAGGGGAAGCAGUACGCGGGCCUCGAGUACAGCGGCCAGUGCUAUUGCGGCAGCAGUGUUGCGGCGGACAGGGCGCCCGUGCAGGGCUCCACGGGCAACUGCUUGAUGAAGUGCUCUGGCGACGCGAACCAGGUCUGCGGCGGCGCUGACGCUAUCAGCCUGUACGAGGCCUGCUCGGGCGGCGCUUGCACCAAUGCAGCAAAGAGGAUGAGCCGGCGCCUCGCAGGCCUGGAGAGGACCAACGCUGGUUUGUGAAGGGGAGGAAGCUGUGUUGGGAGAUGAGGGCCUUUACUUCGCUUCUUCAAAGCCCCGAUUUGGUGUGCGACUGGUGGACUGCGCUGCUGUCUUUCGCUUGGUACUCGCGCUGCUGGGCAUGCUAGGCUGUUCGAUGCUUCUCUUCUUGUACAUAUUAGACUUUCGCUUCGAACCUCCCUUCUUCCCCGAUCUUUCCGGAACAC
Molecule: messenger RNA, 1807 nt
Organism: Trematosphaeria pertusa
Lineage: Eukaryota; Fungi; Ascomycota; Dothideomycetes; Pleosporales; Trematosphaeriaceae
Product: WSC-domain-containing protein
Exons: 4
Coding region: 150-1604 (484 amino acids)
Source: RefSeq, a predicted model, not a curated record